AUGGGGAAGAUAGAGAUAGAGAGAGGUGGAGUUGAGUAUGAAGAUAACACGAUGUAUGGAUUUAUCAACACUUGCCUUCAGUCUCUUGUGAUAGAGAAAUUUGGUGAAGAGACGUGGGAGAAACUGAAAGUUUCUGCAGAAGUACAAGAUGAAUUCAUGACCUACACAGUAUAUGAUGAUACUAUCACCAUGAGGCUCAUACAAGAGGCCUCCAAGGUGCUGGGAGUGUCCCUGGAAGACAUUCUGAAGCUCUUUGGAGAAUAUUUCUUUAAAUUCUGUAAGAUGUCUGGCUACGACAGGAUGUUGCGGACACUGGGAGGGAAUCUCACGGAGUUUAUUGAAAACCUAGAUGCUCUCCACAGUUACCUCACCCUGUCUUAUCAGGAGAUGAAUGCACCAUCAUUUCGGGUGGAAAAGGGAAAAGAUGGGGAAAUGCUUCUCCAUUACUACUCAGAUAGAAGUGGUCUAUGCCACAUCGUACCAGGUAUCAUUGAAGCUGUAGCUAAGGACUUCUUCAACAUUGAUGUAACCAUGAAUAUCCACGACAUGAAUGAAGAAGUGGAGAGGACAGGGAAAAAAGAGCAUGUUGUGUUUCUGAUUGUACAGAAGACUUGCAGGAGGAUGAGAAGUGCAUAUCCAAUCAGGUUACGAGAUAGCGAGGACAUCGAGAGAGACCACAAGGCUCUCAAGGCAGCUUUCCUUAGGAUGAAGAAGGACUAUUUGGAGGCCUCCAUUUGUCCUGGGAAGAAAUCCCACUGGGAUGCUGUAAGGGGCAUAGUCACACUUGGAAAAGGGCACCUCUGUGAUGCCUUCAAGCCCGUGUAUCCUGAGAGACUCUGGAUGGAAGUGAAGACAUUCUGUACUGCUUUUCCUUUCCACAUUGUCUUUGACGAAGCACUAAGGGUCAAGCAAGCUGGAGUGAAUAUUCAGAAGUAUGUCCCAGGACUCCAGACCCAGAAGACUCAAUUAGAUGAGUAUUUCUCCAUUGUUCAUCCUCAAGUUACCUUCAACAUUUCCAGCAUCUGCAAAUUUAUCAACAGUCAAUUUGUCCUGAAGACACGAAAAGAAAUGAUGCCUGAAGCAUGGAAAAAUCAGCCCACACUCAAACUCCGAGGCCAGAUGGUCUGGAUGGAGUCCCUGAGGUGCAUGAUUUUCAUGUGCUCACCAAAGCUCCGUAGCCUGCAGGAGCUGGAGGAGUGCAAGAUGCAUCUCUCAGACAUUGCCCCCCAUGACACCACCAGGGAUCUCAUCCUCCUCAACCAGCAGAGGCUGGCAGAAAUGGAGCUGUCCAACCAGCUGGAGAGGAAGAAGGAGGAGCUUCGAGUUCUCUCCAAGCACUUGGCUAUUGAAAAGAAGAAGUCAGAGACCUUGCUGUAUGCCAUGCUGCCUGAACAUGUGGCCAACCAGCUGAAGGAGGGCAAAAAGGUGGCAGCAGGAGAGUUUGAAACCUGCACUAUCCUUUUCAGUGAUGUGGUGACAUUUACUAACAUCUGUGCUGCCUGUGAACCUAUCCAAAUAGUGAAUAUGCUGAAUUCAAUGUACUCUAAGUUUGACAAAUUGACUAAUGUCCAUGAGGUUUACAAAGUGGAAACAAUAGGUGAUGCCUAUAUGGUGGUAGGUGGUGUUCCAGUACCCAUUGGAAGCCAUGCUCAAAGAGUGGCUAAUUUUGCUUUGGGGAUGAGAAUUUCUACAAAAGAAGUGAUGAAUCCUAUUACUGGAGAACCCAUCCAGAUUAGAGUUGGGAUCCAUACUGGCCCAGUCUUAGCAGGUGUUGUGGGAGACAAGAUGCCCCGGUACUGCUUGUUUGGUGACACUGUGAACACAGCAUCCAGGAUGGAAAGUCAUGGACUUCCCAACAAAGUACAUCUCAGUCCCACAGCCUACAGAGCCCUGGAGAAUCAAGGGUUUGAAAUCAUCGAGAGAGGUGAAAUCAAAGUGAAAGGAAAAGGGAAAAUGACCACAUACUUUCUGAUCCAGAACUUGAAUGCCACAGAGGAUGAGAUCAUGGGAAGGCAUAAAAUAACAUUUGAUUACAAGGUUUCUCAGGGAGCAACACCCACCAAGAGUACAAAAGGGCUCGGCCCCAUGGAGGCAGCAGACCAAGAACCGUCUUCAGAUGAGAUCAAGACACGUCCUUUUCCCAAUGACUCCAUGCCAUCUGUUUUCUGUGUUUUGCUGUAAAAGAGUGGGAAAUGAACCCCUGGGAUUCAUUUUCCCAUUUAGUGCUAUGGCGGCAAAGAAAAGUAACUUCAUUUCUCAGCUCAAAACUUCGUAAACUGUGUCUCUUCCUCAUUAUCCCUUUGAGAAUAAAAGCCUAGAAAUGAAACACAAUCCUGACAAGUGGGGAAAAUGUGUUUUGACUUUC
Fukomys damarensis (Damara mole-rat) is the source of this 2365-nucleotide messenger RNA. RefSeq names its product guanylate cyclase soluble subunit beta-2. Gene Ontology annotation, biological process: cGMP biosynthetic process; response to oxygen levels. NCBI's taxonomy places the organism in Eukaryota, Metazoa, Chordata, Mammalia, Rodentia, Bathyergidae. Gene Ontology annotation, cellular component: guanylate cyclase complex, soluble. The coding region runs from base 1 to 2181 and encodes 726 amino acids. The transcript is spliced from 15 exons. The record is from RefSeq and is a predicted model, not a curated record. Gene Ontology annotation, molecular function: heme binding; guanylate cyclase activity.